ACAAAACGGAUGUCCGUGACCUAAGCUGUCCGGUUGUUUUCAUGUAUUGCUUCAAUUAUUCUUGAAACAGUACUUCUCUCUUCAUAUCCCAGCAUUGCAAGUUGGAUGUACUUAAAGUUUUAAUAAUGUCUGCGUUUGAGGAGCAGAUAAGCUCCAUUUUGGAGAUCAUGGUCAAAGCGUCGGUCACAGAAAUUACCAAAGUUAUGGCGGAUAUGUCCGAUUCAUCGGUCCCACAAGUACCAGCUGUGACAGAAAACACACACGAAACGUCAAAACAGAAGGUUUUCGAGCUGAACGUCAUCAUGACCUCUCUGGCCACGGACGUGGUUGAGAAGAUCUGCCUUCUGUUCCAUGAGUGCUCCUCUCUGCUCAGAUUAGAAGUGGCCCAGGGAGACGCAGAGAAGGAGGAGCUGAAGAGGAGGCUGGAGGAGGUGAAGGCUGAGCUGAGCGUGGAGCAGGAGAGCAGGGAGGUCCGCGGGGGCCAUUGGACCAACGGCCUCCUCUGCACAGGAGCGGAUCAGGAGGGAGGCAAGGAGGUGGGGGAGGAGGUGGCGACAGAGGUGGUACACGCACAUCGUCGCGUCGGAAGGAAGUCUCGCCGAGUAUCUAUCGGGAUUGCAGGAGUGAAGCGAUCACCGAUUCUUCACCUCUGGAAGGGCAGAGCAUACCAGGACAAUGUGCGACCAGCGCUGAUAAAGGAGGAGGACCUGGGGUCAUUCCCAGACCAAGCGUCUCCAGAUUCAGUUCAGUACCAAGAGGACCAAGGCCUGGACGAUGGCAAUGACCCGGACUACCAGGCAGAGGCAGAGGAGGAAGGGGACCCGGUGUACAUCCAGGGGAGGACGGCACGGGUAGUGCGGGCCAAGGCCCGUCGGGGGAGGCCCAGGCGGGACGGCCCGGGCUCGGGCCAGCAGCCCCUGAGCUGUAAGCACUGCCACAAGACCUUCAGCAAGAGGCUCCAGCUUAAGGCCCAUGAGGCGGUGCACGGGGCCAACGCCGAGAAGCCCUUCCAGUGCCUUCAGUGUGGGCGGGGCUUCUCCUUCGAACGCAGCCUCACCGCGCACAUGCUGCUCCACACAGGCGAGCGUCCGCACGUCUGCGACGUGUGCGGCAAGGGCUUCACCCUGAAGCAGCUGCUCAGGAACCACCAGCGGCUGCACUCGGAUGUGCGGCCGUACCACUGCGACCAGUGCAACAAGACCUUCUACCGCGCCCACGGCCUCAAGAUGCACCAGAUGGUGCACACGGGCGAGCGCGCCUACAACUGCAAGUUCUGCGACAAGCGCUUCACCAUCGCCGGAAACCUGCAGCGGCACCUGCGCAUCCACACGGGGGAGAAGCCCUUCAGCUGCGAGACGUGCGGCAAGAGCUUCAACCAGGCGGACACGCUGAAGGGGCACCAGCGCAUCCACAGCGGCGAGCGCCCCUUCGGCUGCGACACCUGCGGCAAGUGCUUCAUCCAGAAGAGCGCGCUGAAGAUGCACCAGAAGACGUCGCACGCGGGCUCCGGCGCGCUGCCGUGCGUGGCGUGCGGCGCCGUGCAGGCCUGCGUGGACUCGCUGCGCGCCCACCUGCAGACGCACGCCGCCGGGCUCCCGUGCGCGUGCGUGCUGUGCGGCGUGCGGCUGGGCUCGGUCGCGGAGCUGCGGGCCCACCAGCAGCACCACACGGUGGAGAGGCCCAACAGCUGCGGCCUGUGCGGGAAGAGCUUCAAGUCGGCCAGCUACCUGAAGAUCCACAAGAAGACGCACAGCGGGGAGCGGCCCUUCUCCUGCGCCAUCUGCGGCCGAAUGUUCACGCAGCACAGCAGCCUGAAGUCGCACCAGGUGGUCCACACGGGGGAGAAGCCGUUCAGCUGCGCCACCUGCGGCAAAUGCUUCAGCAACUCGGGCAACCUGAACCGCCACCAGCGCAUCCACACGGGCGAGAAGCCCUUCAGCUGCGAGCAGUGCGGCCGCAGCUUCAACCAGGGCAACAGCCUGAAGGCCCACCUGCAGAUCCACACGGGACAGAAGCAGUACAUGUGCGACAAGUGCGGCAAGAGCUUCGCCUACCUGCGCAACCUCAAGGACCACAAGUGUCUCUACUCAACCUGAAACUCACCGACGGGACACAAGGGGGAAGCAAAUGUAGCUGGUAAACCGAUGGCUGUAUGGACGGACGGAUGGACGGAUGGAUGGGCGGAUGGAAAGAUGAUUGAAGAGAUGAAUGGCCGGACAUAUGAGUUGGAUUGAGAGCUCUGUGGUUCAAUAAAGGGAGCCGCUGCUUUUCUCCUCACUGCAGCUUGCCUUCCACGCUGGCAGAGUUGGUUCUGUUGGACCUGUGCUGGUGGUAAAAGUGCACAUGGUGGAGCUGAGCGUGGCAGAUGAAUUCGCUCUUGUGCUGUGUGAAUACACAGUGUUGCAAAGAGUAAUCAAACAACAAGUCACUAGAGUUUCAGAAGACGGGGAUGCACAUCGUUACUGACUAAACUCUGGAUUUAGAUUCCUUUUAUAUUUAAAGAAGUCUUUGUGUUUAGCCUACCAGACUGUAGACGUUUUAGCAUGGCAGUCCUACCGUAAAACUGAAUGUGUGCCUCACCUUUUCAUUUUCUAUCAGAUCAACAGUUAAGAAAUUCCGUGGUUUAUUAUUUUAUCGUGCUAUUGGUUUAUGAUGGGUCUGACUCACUGACAAAUUUUUUACACAUUGUAUAAAAAUAGUUCUGUGAAAAUCAAUAGAGUGGAGCCAGCCAGGGGAUGAGAGGGGUUUUAUGAGGGUGACCACACUGGACAUGAUUUACCGAGGAACAAGGAACAUAUGGGCAGAGAUACCUCAACACAAGAUGGCCGACAGGCUUUCCUCACUGGAACAGAAGAGUGCUCCAACUGAUGAGACGGGAGCUGAGUAUUGUGUGUUUAUGAUGAUGGGGGAACAGGCCACUAUGUGGAGAUAUUGGGCUGUAGGGUGAGACUCUUUUUCCAUGAACUGUGUACUGGCUGGGACAAUUGUCUAUUGGGACAUUGAUCGAGUAGAUACAGGUCAAAGUAUUUGUCAUCGUUACUGACUUGGUGACUAAUUUAGCAUUUAAAAUGCUUCACAAAACACAGACAUAUUAGAGGUUUAUGGAUUGUUUUUCAAUAAACAAAUUUAGGAAACAUCCAUAAAUUAAAAUACUAAAAAACUAAAGAAUGUAAAGGUUAAUAAGCGAACUUGUAACCAAGUGUAAUUUCAUGUGAACACUAAUGAAUGGCACAUUUAAAAUGAACACUAAAGAAUAUAUUUGCUGUCAAAACUGUCUAAAAUUGUCCAUAUCUGGAAAUCCCUCCCUUAUAAUAUUUUUUCGUGGCCAAGUAUUUCUGUGAUACAGAAGUACAACAGGCAAUAUGUUUAGACUUUUGAAAAAAUUAUAGUAAAACUGAAGAAAAAAAAAGUAAAAGACUUCAAACUGA
Gadus morhua (Atlantic cod) is the source of this 3428-nucleotide messenger RNA. Its product is annotated as gastrula zinc finger protein XlCGF26.1. Lineage: Eukaryota; Metazoa; Chordata; Actinopteri; Gadiformes; Gadidae. Bases 126 to 2096 code for a protein of 656 amino acids. The transcript has 8 exons. Gene Ontology annotation, molecular function: RNA polymerase II cis-regulatory region sequence-specific DNA binding; DNA-binding transcription factor activity. The record is from RefSeq and is a predicted model, not a curated record. Gene Ontology annotation, biological process: regulation of transcription by RNA polymerase II.